This is a messenger RNA of Sander lucioperca (pikeperch), 1706 nucleotides long. RefSeq names its product nuclear factor 7, brain-like. The transcript is spliced from 2 exons. Bases 138 to 1532 code for a protein of 464 amino acids. Gene Ontology annotation, molecular function: protein binding; zinc ion binding. Lineage: Eukaryota; Metazoa; Chordata; Actinopteri; Perciformes; Percidae. The record is from RefSeq and is a predicted model, not a curated record.
AGAGCCUAUACCGUCUUGUAUUGCUGAGUGCCUAGUUCCAGGGCCGUUACUACAGCUCAGCUGACAGACAGGGAGCGCUGUUGAGUUGGCCGUAACGAGUCAAAGAAAAAGAAGAAGCGGCGAAAAAAUAAAUAAAUAUGGCUUCCACCUGGUCGGCACCAACUGAGGAGCUCUCCUGUCCGGUCUGCCAGGAUAUUUUUAAAGACCCUGUUCUUCUUCCUUGUAGCCACAGCUUUUGUAGUGCCUGUGUGCAAUCAUGGUGGACAACGAAACGACGACUUGAAUGUCCCGUUUGCAAGACAGUGUCUCCGACUGAAGUACCACCACCUCGCAACCUGGUGUUGAAGAACCUGUGCGAGGCUUUUCUACUGGAGGUGGACUCUGGGGUUUUCUGCCGCCUCCACGCCGAAAAGUUCAAGCUCUACUGCCUGGACCACCAGACACCUAUCUGUGUUGUCUGUAGAGAUUCAAGCCAACACAAAAACCACAGCUGCGUUCCAGUCGACGAGGCAGCAGAGUCUCACAGAAAGGAUCUCCGGGAAUACCUGAAAACUAUACGGGAGAAAGUGGAACUCUCUGAUGAAGAGAAACUUGAAUGGCAAAAAACAGAUGAAGAAAUUAAGAGUCAAGCUCAGGACACGGAGAAGAAGAUAAGAGAGGAGUUCAAGGUGCUUCAGCAGUUUUUGCUAACCGAGGAAGAGGUCAGGAUUGCUGCACUGAAGGAAGAAGUGAUGCAUAAAAGAAAUAUUAUAAAGGAGAAGAUUGCAGUUUUGACCAGUGAGGUAAAUGCCAUGCGUAGUACUAUCCAAACCAUAGACGCAGGGUUGAGAGAUGUUGACGACACGUCAUUCCUUUUAAAAGUCGAUGCUUUAAAGAGACCCGCUCGCCUCCCCCUGCCGGAUGACCCGGAGCAGGUCACAGCAGGACCCCCCAUCGACGUUGCCAAAUACCUGGGAAAUCUGAGCUUCACCGUCUGGUGCAAAAUGAAGGAGAUAGUGUCAUACACCCCUGUCAUCCUGAACCUCAACACUGCCCAUCCAGAGAUCCACCUGUCUGAAGGUUUGACCAAUGUGAGAUGUGGACCCAAACAGACUCUUGUUGCAACCCCAGAGAGGAUGGAGCAGCACCGCAGCGUCUUGGGCUCUGAGGGCUUCACCUCAGGGAGUCACAGCUGGGACGUGGAGACUGGAGACAAUCAUGUAUGGGCACUGGGUGUGAUGGCACAAGAUGCCCAGAGGAUGGGAGACAACCGGUCUGGCUUGUGGAUGGUGAGGUUUUGCAAUGGUAAAUACACAGCAUUCUCCCCAUCACGCCCAGAGUCUGUCCUCCCACUGAAGCACAGACUCCAGAGGGUCAGAGUGCACCUGGACUGGGACGGAGGGGAGCUAUCCUUCUUGGAUCCAGAUACCAACGUUGCCAUACACGCCUUCACACACACAUUCACCGAAAGGCUGUUUCCAUACAUCAACACCUGGAGUGACCGCCCACUGAAGAUAUUGCCAGUGAAGCUCUCUGUAACCAUAACACAGUAGUUAGUUGGAGAACUACAAGAUGAGAACGAUUUGGUGAUGUACAGUUUACAGUUUACAGUUUCCAUCUGUAAAAAAAAAAAAAAAAAAAAAAAAAAGAAUCUGAACACAACAGAAUGUACAUGAAUAUUGCAAAUUACUGUAGGCCAAGAUUCCAGCAGUAUUAGGAACAUUUAA